AUGGGAUCUACAGGAUUACGUUUCUAUGGACACUGUGUUGUCAUGUUCCUUCUUCAGAUGAUCACACCAAGCUCAGAGAAGUUCACAGUGACUGGCUCAGAGGGGCCAGUCUUGACUCCACUGGGUGGAACCCUGGAACUCAGUUGUCAGUUGUCUCCACCACAAAAUGCACAGCACAUGGAGAUACGCUGGUUCCGGAACCAUUAUACACAGCCAGUACACCUGUAUAGGGGUGGUAAAGACCUGCAUGGAGAAACUAUCUCUAAGUAUGUGGAGAGGACAGAACUCCUGAAAGAUGCCAUUGGAGAAGGAAAAGUGACCCUCAGGAUCCUUAGCGUGACUGUUGAUGAUGAUGGUCCUUACCACUGUGUCUUCAAAGAUGGCGAUUUUUAUGAAGAGCACAUAACAGAGGUCAAGGUCACAGCUGUGAACUUGCGGGUACAGAUCCACCUGCAUCCUCCUAAUACCAAAGGUUUAAUAGUGGAGUGUCACUCUGGAGGUUGGUUCCCACGGCCUCUCAUAGAAUGGAGAGAUGGCAGAGGAGAGGUCAUUCCAGCUGCAUCAAAAUCUCAUUCACAGGAUGGAGACAAACUGUUCAUUAUGAACACAACCCUUCUCGUUAAAGACAGCUCCUCCCAGAAAGUCAUUUGCUGCUUUCAGAACCCUCUGACAGGUCAAGAGCAAAGGACAAGUGUUGUCCUAUCAGAUGCAUUUUUUUCAUGGAAUAAGAUUUGGAAAACAAUUCUGGGUAUAAUAUUACUUGUGAUGGUGUUCUCUAUAAUGGUUUCCAGUUUUCAGCUAUAUUACAGACACAAAGUUUGCAUCUGUAGCACCUGCGCUGCUCCUUGGGUGAUGGGCAUAUUGAUAAUGAUGUUUUCAGGAUUGAUUGUCAUAGGACUCAUGGUGUGGUUGUAUAUGAAAGAAAGAGUUCCUGUUUCAGAUGCACAUUUUGAAUUGGAUACUUUGUGGUUGGAAGAUAUAAGUGUCAUCCUGUGUGCACUGAUGGUUUCUGCCACCAUGCUCAUUUCUUAUGUAUACUUCAGAUUGAGAGGUAAAUGGGAUGAGAAGUGUGUCAACUCAUAG
Molecule: messenger RNA, 1083 nt
Organism: Peromyscus californicus insignis
Lineage: Eukaryota; Metazoa; Chordata; Mammalia; Rodentia; Cricetidae
Product: selection and upkeep of intraepithelial T-cells protein 1-like
Exons: 7
Coding region: 1-1083 (360 amino acids)
Biological process (GO): regulation of cytokine production; T cell receptor signaling pathway
Cellular component (GO): external side of plasma membrane
Molecular function (GO): signaling receptor binding
Source: RefSeq, a predicted model, not a curated record